AUGUUUCACAUAUCCAGAAGCUUUAGGAGUAUAACAGGGAAAAGGCUGUUUUCUAGCACCUGUAUACCGCACCACAUGGGUGUAUCUGCAUUCAAGCCUGCCAACCUGGGUAAGAAUCUCUCCCAGUUUGAUAUGUUGGCGCUCACGGAAUCGCCCCAGAACAACAUCGAGAUGAUCUCGCAAGAUGCCAUUGUUUUCUCUAAUCUGGUGGUUGUUCAGAGUCCCGAAAGACACACGGGCAACAUACUGGGAGUUCUUCUUAUGGACAACCAGAUAUUCGAGGUGGACCUAGGAAAAGAGACCGAACCCGACAAGUUUGGUCUUGAAUUUACCCAGAAAGGGUCCAUGGUUCAUUUCAAAGAUGAUGUUUGCUAUAGUUUGCUGAAAACAGUUUUUCCCAAGCCGGAGCUGCUGGUGUUAGGACUCGGCUCACGCUCCAGAAUGCUCGAUCCAAGGACGAAGCAAAGGUUCCACGAACUGGGAAUACAGUUGGAGAUCAGCGACACCAAAGCGGGUGCCCAGAGUUACGAUUUGUUGGCAACAGAGAGAAGCCCAACACAGGUGGCAGCCAUGUUACUUCCUCCAAACUUGUAA
This is a messenger RNA of Kuraishia capsulata CBS 1993, 594 nucleotides long. RefSeq lists its product as uncharacterized. The transcript has a single exon. Gene Ontology annotation, biological process: mitochondrial respiratory chain complex I assembly. Gene Ontology annotation, cellular component: mitochondrial inner membrane. Bases 1 to 594 code for a protein of 197 amino acids. The record is from RefSeq and is a predicted model, not a curated record. NCBI's taxonomy places the organism in Eukaryota, Fungi, Ascomycota, Pichiomycetes, Pichiales, Pichiaceae.